UACCCGGUCAUAAUUAAUGGUUCAAAUAACUUGUCUGUUUCAAGCGCCUAUCAUUAAGACCCGAAUUCACUGCUCUCCCUUUCCAAACCAACUACUUGAAAUGCCCCCCCUAUCCACCAUCGUUCUUUCUUUCUUUUCCUGAUGAAAGAAAGGAGUAACCAUGGCAACAAAGCCCUUCUUCCAACUCUCAUUUCUCGUCCUUUGUCUCUCCUUCUUGACAAAAUCACAAGCCAAACAUGUUGCAGCUUUGUACAUAUUUGGCGACUCCGAUCUGGACAAUGGCAACAACAACGACAAAGACACAAUCGCAAAAGCCAAUUAUCCACCAUAUGGUAUUGAUUACCCAAAGGGAACCACAGGCAGAUUCACAAACGGCCUCACCAUUGCUGAUUACUUGGCUCAAUUUCUCAAUAUAAAUCAACCACCUCCAUUCUUGGGGCCAAUGGCAGCUACCGGAAAAAGGCCCAGAGGAUAUAACUAUGCCUCAGCCUCAGCUGGCAUCCUUCCUGAGACAGGCACCAUUGUGGGCUCCAACUUGAACUUGACAGAGCAGGUGAGGUUGUUCAGAAAAACCGUGGAUACAAUCCUUCCUCAGCACCUGAAAACCCCAGAAGCAAUCUCACGUCACUUGUCAAGCUCUAUUUUCUUGGUUCUCAUUGGCAGUAAUGACUAUGCAAUGAAUUAUCUUCUGCCUCAAUUCUCCAACAGCAGUCGCUUAUACAAUCCUGAGCAAUUUGCUGAACUCCUCCUGAACGAAUUGGGAAAUCAUUUGCGGGAGAUGUACCGUCUGGGUGGCAGGAAUUUUGUAGUGUUUGAGAUCGGUCCAAUUGGUUGUUUGCCAACUGUUGCACUAGAAAAUGCUGGAACAAAGACCCGAUGCGUAGAGAAACCAAAUGAUUUAGUAUCCAUCUUCAAUGCAAAGCUUGCUUCUAACAUCAAUCAGCUCACUUCCUCACUCCAACACUCCACCUUUGUUCUUGUGAAAACCUUCAACUUAGUGCAUGGCCUUGUGGAAAAUCCUUCUCGCAAUGGGUUCAAUGAUUCAAGAAAUCCAUGUUGUGUUAUUAGCGAUAAAACUGGAACUUGCAUUCCAAAUAAAACCCCGUGCCAGGACAGAAACGGCCAUGUAUUUUGGGAUGGAGCUCACCACACCGAUGCAGUAAACAGGUUUGCAGCAAGGGAAAUCUUCAAUGGGACAAGCUUUUGCACUCCCAUCAAUGUCCAAAACCUUGUCCAUAAACAUGCCCUGUAACCUUUUCUAUUAAUAUCCAUCACUCACCCCUGAAUUAUAGCUAUAGAUAAUCCAAUUUCAAUCCAUCUAUUUUGCGCGUUGCACUAAGAUUCUUCUACUUUCUUGUUUGAUGACGGAAGAUGCGUUAACAAACCCUAGUUUAUCCACAAGUUUACAGAAACCCACCUACCAAACGAAUCGAUCCCUCACUUCUUGGCCUUGUUCACCGGCGGUCUUAUGCUCUUUGGCUUCUUCGAAGCGUUAACAGGAGCUUUCUUCACAGCCUUAGCCGGAGCAUUCUUCGCAGACUUCGACGGUCCCUCCACUUUCUUUCUCGCCGACGUUACAGUCGAAGUUUUGGCCGCGGUCUAGCCUUGGCUUUGGCCUCCAUGGGAGCUGUCCUGUGCGAUUUUGAUUUGUUUUUGGUUUUGGGGUUUCACUAUACUACUUAUGUCAAUGUAUUUUCAUUUUGAACACUUUCAAUUCGUGUAUGAAUUUACACUAAAUUUUUUAUUUAUUUCAU
Molecule: messenger RNA, 1754 nt
Organism: Vitis riparia (riverbank grape)
Lineage: Eukaryota; Viridiplantae; Streptophyta; Magnoliopsida; Vitales; Vitaceae
Product: GDSL esterase/lipase 7-like
Exons: 5
Coding region: 161-1252 (363 amino acids)
Molecular function (GO): hydrolase activity, acting on ester bonds
Source: RefSeq, a predicted model, not a curated record